AUGGUGGAGAAGCGCUGCCCGCUGCAGAGGGACGGCGUGUACCGCUGGUUCUCGGAGCUGCCGUCGCCGCAGCGCGUCGAGUUCCUGUGCGGCCUGCUGGACCUGUGCAUCCCGCUCGAGCUGCGCUUCCUCGGCUCGUGCCUCGAGGACCUGGCGCGCAAGGACUACCACUCGCUGCGCGACUCGGAGAUCAAGGCCAACAACCCGGCCGACCUGGGCAGCCUCACCAACCUGACGGACGAGGUGGUGCGCAGCAAGCUGCUCGUGUCGCUCGCGCUGCUGGGCUCGGAGCAGCGCGAGGCGGCGGGCGUGCUCUACCGCACGCUCACGCACAUCGACUCCAUCAUCCACAACUACGGGCUGCAGCUCAACGAGGGCCGCACGGGCGAUGAGUUCCUGCUGCUCUUCACCAUGGCCUCCAACCACCCGGCCUUCAGCUUCCACCAGAAGCAGGUGCUGCGGCAGGAGCUCACGCAGAUCCAGAGCAGCCUGAGCGGCGGCGGCGGCGGGGGCCCCGCGGGCAAGGGCGUGCCCACCUGCCCGGCCUGCCACAAGGUUACCCCGAGGACCGAGGCCCCCGGCCACAGUGGCAGUCACAGCCUGGAAAGCGCGCUGCACACGUCUGCACAUUCCGCUGAGGAGCCACUGCCCAAGAGGCCGCUGGGGAAGCACGGCAAAGUGAGUGUUGAAAAGGUAGACCUGAAGGGGCUGUCGCACACACAAAGUGACCGAAAUGUGGACUGCUCCUUUGAGGUCUUGUGGUCGGAUUCUUCAGUAACAUCAGUAACCAAAUCUUCUUGUGAAGUGACUGAAUUUAUUUCAAAGCUGUCGCAGCUCCACCCGGAGGAGAGCUCGGAGAAGCUCAUUCCGUGCUUAGCUGCCCCAGAGCCGUUUUACGCCGAGCGAAGCCACGUGGACCUGGACACAGGCCUGAGGUAUUUGUCUUCGUUACCUUCUCACGUAUUAAAAAAUGACCACGUGAAGAAGUUUUUCAGCACUGCAGCGCCCAGCCCACCGCUUCCGGGUCCAAGUCCUGGCAACCCUUCCCUCUCCAAAGUGGGCGCCAUGAUGGGUGUGUCUGGAAGGCCCGUGUGCGGAGUGGCUGGCAUCCCGGCCUCUCAGAGCAGCGCCCAGCAUCACCUGCCACACGCCGCCAGCGCAGCCACCGCCCUGCCCCACUGUUCUCACUCAGCGGGCGCAGGCUCAGCGCUGGCCUACCGCACCCAGAUGGACGCCUCGCCCGCCAUCCUCAUGCCUUCCGGUCUGCAGGCCCCCCAGACCCAGGAGCAGAACGGGAUUUUAGACUGGCUGCGGAAGCUGCGCUUGCACAAGUAUUACCCGGUCUUCAAGCAGCUCACCAUGGAGAAGUUUUUGAGCCUCACUGAAGAAGAUCUCAAUAAAUUUGAAUCCCUCACCAUGGGAGCAAAGAAAAAACUCAAGACUCAACUGGAGCUGGAAAAGGAGAAGUCAGAGAGACGCUGCCUGAACCCCUCAGCCACGCCCUUGGUCACCAGCAGCGGGGUGGCUCGUGUGCCCCCCACCAGUCACGUGGGGCCCGUGCAGACGGGGCGCGGCAGCCACGCUGCAGAGCUGCGGGUGGAUGUGGAGCAGCCCUCUCACCAGCUGCCCCGGGAAGGCAGCUCCUCCGAGUACUCCAGCUCCUCCUCCAGCCCGCGGGGCGUGCAGGCCCGGGAAGAGAGCUCUGACAGCGCGGAGGAGAAUGAGCGGCGUGUGGAGACCCUGGAGGGCCCCGAGAAGGAGAAGCCGGUCAUGCUGCUGAGCCACUUCACGUCCAGCGCGGCCAGGCCCACGGCCCAGGUCCUCCCCGUGCAGAACGAGGCCGGCUCCGGCCCGGCGGCACACCACCCCCUGCCCCCGCAGAUGCUGCCUGCCGCCUCGCACCUGGCACCCAUCCGGAUGCUGAACUCUGUGCACAAGUCCGAGAGGGGGGGCUCGGACGUGAGGCUCCUCUCGCCGUCUGUGCACUCGCUCCUGUCUCUCGAGGAGAGGGGGAAAGGGUCCGGGCCGAGGGGCAGCGUCAAAGUGGACAAGAGCUUUGGCAGUGCCAUGAUGGAUGUGCUGCCCACGUCCUCGCCCCAUCAGCCCAUGCAGGUCCUCUCUGGACUUUCAGAGAGCAGCUCCCUGUCCCCCGCAGUCUCCUUCGGUCCCCGGGCCAAAGUUGUACACGCAUCCACACUGGACAGGGUGCUGAAGACAGCGCAACAGCCGGCCCUGGCAGGGGAGUCGAGCACGGCUGCGACGGGGACGCCGAGCAGCGUGCUGCACGUGGCCCGGCCCCCAAUCAAGCUGCUGCUGUCCUCCUCAGUUCCCGCAGACACCCCCAUGUCCGGGCAGACGUCCUGUCCCAGCAACGUGCAGCUCAGCGUGCCCCCCGCCGUCAUCAGCCCCCGGAACGCUCUCUACACAGCCAGCACCAAAGUUGCCUUUCCUUCAGUGAGCAGUCUGCCCGUGAGCCCUCUGCAGGCCGGCUUCUGUGCCAGCAGCAACACUGCCUCCUCCAGCAGCCUCCCCGCCACGUCCUUUGCUAACAUGGCCACGCUGCCCAGCUGCCCGGCCCCCAGCUCGAGUCCUGCGCUCGCUUCUGUCCCGGAGAACAGUUUCUACAGCAGCGGUGCUGGUGGUGGCAGCUCCACGGGGAACAUGGCCGCCUCGAGUCAGGGCCACCACCAUCAUCACCACCAUCAGCAGCCCCCAGCGCCGCCGCAGCCUGCGCCGCCCCCACCCGGCUGCAUCGUGUGCACGUCCUGUGGCUGCAGCGGCAGCUGUGGCUCUGGCGGCCUCACUGUCAGCUACGCCAACUACUUCCAGCACCCGUUCUCUGGGCCGUCCGUGUUUACCCUGCCCUUCCUGCCCUUCAGCCCGGUGUGCAGCAACGGCUACGUCGGCGCUCAGCAGUAUGGCGGCGGCUCCACCUUCCCUGUGGUGCACGCGCCCUACAGCAGCAGUGUCCCCACGGAGCCCGUCCUGGGCGGCCAGUCCACAUUUGCUGUGCCGCCCAUGCAGAACUUCAUGGCGGGGCCUGCGGGCAUGUACCAAGCGCAGGGGCUGGUGGGGGGCAGCAAUGGCUCCGGUCACAAGAAGAGUGGGAACCUGUCGUGCUACAACUGCGGGGCCACUGGUCACCGUGCCCAGGACUGCAAGCAGCCGUCCAUGGAUUUCAAUCGGCAAGGUACUUUUAGGUUGAAAUACGCGCCCCCAGCGGAAAGCCUGGACUCCACCGACUGA
Molecule: messenger RNA, 3246 nt
Organism: Ochotona curzoniae (black-lipped pika)
Lineage: Eukaryota; Metazoa; Chordata; Mammalia; Lagomorpha; Ochotonidae
Gene: ZCCHC14
Product: zinc finger CCHC-type containing 14
Exons: 13
Coding region: 1-3246 (1081 amino acids)
Molecular function (GO): nucleic acid binding; phosphatidylinositol binding; protein binding
Source: RefSeq, a predicted model, not a curated record